Odocoileus virginianus texanus is the source of this 2934-nucleotide messenger RNA. The record is from RefSeq and is a predicted model, not a curated record. Lineage: Eukaryota; Metazoa; Chordata; Mammalia; Artiodactyla; Cervidae.
UUCCACAUUCCUGAUUUAUCACCAGCCAUGGAAAAUAUGAUAAGCAUUGCAGCGAAGAAUAAGCUACAUAUUCCCCCAAUGUGUAACAAAAAUCUUAAUGUGAAAAUCACCUUCCAAGUACUAGCUCCUUCUCCUUCUUCUCCUAGGUUUAAAGAUCUACUUACUGAAAUGACAGACAGACAGGAAGAGCUGGGUAUUGCUAGUUUUGGUAUCUCCAUCACUACCAUGGAAGAGGUUUUCAUUAAGGUCAGUCAAUUGCAUAAUCCGACUUUGCAGGCCCUACCAAAUGAAGAUGAAAAUGAAGACACAAAUCAGAAUAUGAAUGUCCCUAGAAAUUUUGAGAGAACAUAUUCUUCCUCCAACUUGAGUAAACGCUCUAAUAUUACAUUUAAUACUGGGUGGACUCUUUACAGUCAGCAGUUCUUUGCCAUGUUCAUAAAAAGAGCAAUGUUCUCGUGGCGCAACUGGAAUUUGAUCUUGCUGCAGAUACUAGCAUUCGUGGGUAUUUUUUAUUUUUUGAUGAGCGAUGUGGAGAUUUCAAUAAGUGAAGAAAAACUUGACAGAGAAAUGGAUUUGGAACAAUAUGGUCAAACAAUUGUGCCCUUCUCAAUUUCUGGAAAUUCUGAGUUUACCAUGAAUUUCACAAAAAAUCUUGAGAUCUUUCUAAAGGCUAAGAAACAGAAACUUCAUAAAGUAAACGGCAAUCUGAUGGCCUAUUUGGCGGAUAGUCAAGAAUGCAUUUACUCAUGCAUAAUUGCAUUUUCCAUUGAGGUUAAUGGAAGUGAAAAUAUAGUUAAAUUUUGGUUCAACAAUCAGGCAUACCAUUCAUCACCAUUAUCUCUGGCUGUGUUAGACAAUAUUAUUUUUAUGUCACUUUCUGGCCCUGAUGCUUCCAUUACAAUCAGCAACAAACCUCAGCCUACACAUUCUUCUGGUGGACAUGAAAAUCGAGCAUUGACAGGAUCACAAUUAGCCUUUAGUUUGUAUUUUGGUGUGAGUAUUCUUGUUAGUGGCUUUUGUCUCCUGACAGUAAAUGAGAGAGUCACUAAGGCGAAGCACAUUCAAGUUUUGAGUGGGGUUUAUGCCGCUAACUUCUGGCUCUCUGCUCUGCUGUGGGACUUUCUCAUCUUCUUCACUUCCUGCUGCUUACUAUUGGUGGUGUUCAUGUUCUCUGACUUGAAAAUAUUGGUCACGAAUUACCACUUUCUGGAUACAAUGCUCAUCUUCAUGGUGUUUGGCUGGUCUGUCAUUCCCUUCACGUACCUGAUAAGUUUCCUGUUUUCUAGUCAUACCAGUGCCUACACCAAGCUCGUCAUAUUUAACUACUUUGCAGGGACUUUUGGCGCAACAGCAGAUUUAUUUUUAUCCUCAACUCAGGGCGAAAGUGCUGCUUCUAAAAGCAUCCUGCUUAAUGCAAUGAUGGUGUUACCUAUACAUAAUUUUGGGAUGAGCAUCAGUCGGUAUUAUGAUAUCGAGUACACAAAAUUUGCAUGUGCUUCACCGAAAAAGGUUUCUCCCUUAAUGAAUUGUAGUAAAGCAGUAACUGAGCGUAGUAUAUAUACCUUGGAACAUGAUGCAGUUGGAAGAUACUUACUUGCAAUGGCUGUCACAGGACUUCUUUUCUUCCUCUUGAUAUUCCUUCUGGAGACCACCUUGUGGAAAGUGAAAACCUUUCUGUUUCGCUACAUUUUGUUUGGUAUCUUCAAAAAAUUAUAUAAGGAUAGAGUAUCCAAGGAAUUAUCUGGGGAAUCUGAAGAUGAAGAUGUACAAAAUGAAAGAAAUAGAAUCCUGGAGCACUCUCAAGAGUCACUGAAUGCUACAGUGCUUAUUAAGGAACUCACAAAGGUGUAUUUUUCAAAUCCAAUAGUUUUAGCUGUGAGAAAUAUCUCUGUUACAAUCCAAAAGCAGGAGUGCUUUGGGUUGCUUGGAUUAAAUGGAGCUGGGAAAACUACUACCUUCGAAAUUUUGACUGGAGAGGAGGUUGCUUCCUCUGGGGAUGUGUUCAUUGAGCGCCUCAGCAUCACCAAAAAUAUCCUAAAGGUAAGAUCAAAAAUUGGUUACUGCCCACAGUUUGAUGCCUUACUGGAUUACAUGACUGCUCGAGAAAUAAUGAUCAUGUAUGCCAGAUUGUGGGGGAUUCCUGAGGCCAAAAUUAACAAUUAUAUAAAGAAGUCAAUGCAAGCACUGAAUCUGGAAUCCUAUGCUGACAAGUAUAUUUACACUUACAGUGGAGGAAACAAACGUAGACUGAGUACUGCUAUUGCCCUCAUGGGAAAGCCCUCAGUCGUCUUCCUGGAUGAGCCAUCAACUGGUAUGGACCCAGUAGCCCGGCGCCUACUCUGGAAUGCAGUGACACAGUCACGUGAAAGUGGCAAAGCAAUCAUCAUAACAUCUCACAGUAUGGAGGAAUGCGAUGCUCUUUGUACUAAGUUGGCCAUCAUGGUGAAGGGAAAGUUCAUGUGCCUAGGCAGCCCUCAGCAUCUCAAGAACAAAUUUGGCAAUGUUUACAUCCUAAAAGUCAAGAUCAAUACUGAUGAAGAAGAGAACAAAUUAGAGGAUUUUAAAACUUUUAUGGAAACAACUUUCCCAGGUAGUGAAUUAAAAGAUGAAAAUCAAGGAAUCAUUAACUACUAUGUUCCCAGCAAGAACAAUAGCUGGGGAGAGAUGUUUGGCAUUUUGGAGGAAGCUAAAGAAGAAUUCAAUUUAGAAGACUAUUCCAUCAGUCAGAUAACUCUGGAAGAAGUCUUCCUGACUUUUGCUGGCCAGCAGAACCCAGAAGCUGAGAAAAAAGCAUCUUGAGACUCCCUUGCAACUAGUGAUCCUAUGUGUUCCUUAGACUACUCUCUACUAUACUUGGAUACAGAGAAGGGCAUCCUUGUGAGUGUAUAUCUUGGUAUAAAUAUAUUUAUGUAAUAAAGAGUUCUUCAAAGGAAA